Dictyostelium discoideum AX4 is the source of this 687-nucleotide messenger RNA. RefSeq lists its product as hypothetical. Lineage: Eukaryota; Evosea; Eumycetozoa; Dictyosteliales; Dictyosteliaceae. The transcript is spliced from 3 exons. Bases 1 to 687 code for a protein of 228 amino acids. The record is from RefSeq and is a predicted model, not a curated record.
AUGAAUUCAUUUACACCAAGAUUUUGCUCCUCUUCAAUAACAUCAUUCUUUUAUGAUUUAUAUGAAUUAGAAGGUUUUAAAGAAUCAAGUGUAUCAUUUUUAAUUGAUGUGUUAAGUAAUAAAGAAAAUGUUUAUGAUUUCAAAACAUAUUUCAUAGAGUUAUUAAAUGCAGCCAAUAAUGAUAAAAAACCAAUGAUUUAUCAAUCAUUAAAUUCAAAUAAUUUGUGUUUCUUUGAAAGUAAUUUCCAAUUCAUUGCACCAAAAACAUCAUCACUCGAAUCAAAUUCAACCUCUGCUCAAUCAAAGACAACCGAUAUAUCCUCUCGUGCUUCGAUUGGUGUAUUGGAAGACCAAGUUAAUUCUAUUCAAUCAUUAUUAACUGUAGAAGUUGGAAAUCCAAAAACCAUUCCAUUUUAUAGUCUUUACAAUUAUGUUUAUACAUACUCUGAUACAAACCACUAUGAUUUCAUUCAAAAUGCUAGAGUGGAUAGUCCACAUACUAAAGAUUCUAAAAAUAGAUGUGUUUUCCAAGAUUCUAAAAAUAGAUUUUUCGAUUUAUCACCAACUUCAAAUGUUUUAGGACCAUCACAAUAUACUACAACAAAUGGUAGCAACAUUUUUUAUUUUAGUCUUUGUGAAACAUCAACUUUAUGUACUGCUACAGCUGGUGAGGGUCCAAUUCAAUAA